CACAAGACCAUACAGCACGCAAGCUAUUUGGUGUUCUGUUAAUCUAAUUUAGUCAAAAAGUUUGUUGUUGAGUUGUAAGCAUUAGACCAAGCUAUUUGAAUUUAAUUUCUACACCAAACAUUACAUGACGUCCCAGAAAAAGUUUUUGAUGUUUAUUCAAGGGAUUACAUCAUUAUCACCCGAUGAACCUAAAUUGAUGCAAAUAUGAAUCAUUUUGUUCUUCAACACAAUUCUGAUGUUAGCUUUGACCAAAAGGGUAUUUUCUUUUGUCCCAAACCAAUUCCAACAAGGCAAUUAAGAUUGAAAUUUUGCCAAGAAAACGAAGGGUAUGAUUCAAAUGUAGGAAUAGAGCUUCUACAUAUCAUUCAAAACAAGGAUGUUUCAUCAUCACCACCUUAUUUUCUUGGCUCUCCUCCUGUUAGAGCUUCUAAUCCUUUGGUCCAAGAUGAGCAAUUUAAAUGGGAGGAACACAUUCCUCAAUCAACACCUGUAGUUUCUUCUGCAUCAUCUGGUUUAUCCUCUCCAUCUUCACCGUUUCGGAAAAGAGGUUGUGUUAGAAUGAAGUUUGGAGUUAAAUCGUCUAAGGUUAGAGUAGUAGGAUUUGAUUGCCAUGUUCCGGCUGUUGCUUAUUGAUCUUGAUUCAAAGGAAGUGUACAUAGAAGACAAAGGUGAAGCAGUGGAUCAACAAGAGAUGACAAAUUCCAGUUAAUAAAUUAUCUGUUGGUAUCUAAUAUAUAUUUACAUACUGUAUAUAUCAAAUGGUUUUGGAUAGUAUGAUCAUCCUCUUUGUUUUUGUUCAUAUAUGCAGACAUGAUGCACAUAUGAUUAAUUCAAACUUUAAUUAUUCUCUUGAUCAACUUGUUGGAUGUGUGUAUCUUUUUUUUUGUUUUGAAGAAAGGUGCUUAUAGCAUUUCAUUAAUGAUUAAAGAUUCAAUACAAUUGGGUAUAGCAUAAUAAGUAACGGGACUAGCUAUUAAUGUGGCCUCUUUUGCAAGAUUAUGAGCUACCGCAUUUGUUUGUCGCCUAACGAACUCCACCCGAGAGUUGGAAAAUUUGCUAUUAAAGAGAGAACGAGAAGCUGAGACUA
Messenger RNA from Medicago truncatula (barrel medic), 1087 nucleotides. RefSeq lists its product as uncharacterized. The record is from RefSeq and is a predicted model, not a curated record. Bases 205 to 633 code for a protein of 142 amino acids. The transcript has a single exon. NCBI's taxonomy places the organism in Eukaryota, Viridiplantae, Streptophyta, Magnoliopsida, Fabales, Fabaceae.